AUAUAUACUUUUGCAGCAAACUUUUAGAUCUAUGUUUAUCUGAAGUAAGUGUUUUUAGAUUGAUUCUCGACUCAAAGCAGAGUACAUAGUAUAGUUUGUGUGUUUUGAUGCUACUAUGAAAGUUUUGAGCUGUGGAAAGUCAAAUGAUUGAUACUUGAACUUGAGUUUGGAGAUGGUAUUUGGCAAUCUUUUCUUCUUCAUUGAUAUUUGGUUUGAGAUUUUCAAACUUAUUAUGUUCUUUAGCAUUUCGAGUGAGAAUCCAUAUCAUUCUGUGGCGAGCUCUGAUGAUUGGUGUUAUUAUAGAUCCAACAUUUGUAGGUGAUUUUUACAUGUCAGGUUUAUUUGCUAAAUUUGUUCUCAACAUGAUAUUGAGGUUGCCUUUUUUUUUUUGCUGAUUUAUAUUAGGGCAUUCUGUAGCUAACUAGCUAUUGGAUAUGAAGCAAUUGAUUUUCUUCUGACGCUUUAUUGGUCCGCUCAAUGUUUGAUAUGUGCUGCAGAGGGUCAUAUAUUUCUUUCUCCCUGAAAAUCAAAAACUUCAUGAUAGUAUAUGAACUGUGCUUCUGUCCUUUUCCAAUGUUUUAUUGAUUUGUUAUUCUUCAGUUUCUCCAUAAAAAUAUUCAUUAUACUGUAAUGGGAUUGGAUCUUUGUAGCUAAUGUGGGCAUUGAUGUAAUCAUGUGUAUAUGCAAGAGAAAGGCUAGAUUUUAUAAAAUAUGCUGAUGAAGCAUUAGUCAUGCCGUUUUUUUUGGUUCUUAUUAGCCUGCGGUCGCGGUCCUUAGCAUUUGCCUUUCCUGUUGAUUGGGAAAGCUAGUGUAAAUCAUAAAAUGCUAAGACCUAUGCUUGUUUGUUGUAAGUUCUACAUAUCUGAAAGUGACAACAAAGCUACCCUUGAGUCCAUCGAACAUGUUGCCAAACUUUUCUCUGGAGCGAGAAUUAUCAAUAAGUUUGAAGAUCUAAGCUAUAAUAGUAAACAGAGUUAGUUAUACUCUUGUCUCUAAGAUACCUCCAAAUUUGUCUUCUGGUAACUGCGUUCUAAAAGAUGUUGCUUUUGAAAUGGUUAAUUCUGUUUUGAAAGCAGUUGACUCUAAUGUGCACAGUGGAAGCCAUCCUUGUUUUGGAGUUGUUGAUCACAUUUGCUUUCACCCAUUGGGCAUUGCAUACAAGACGCAAACGACUAAUAUUGCAAGGUUCUUUGCCACAGAAAUUGGCACCAAGCUUGAAGAUGGAACAGCACACGAAUACUUGUGGAAAUAUUUGGGCUUGGUGGUCAAAUUCACUGUAUCUACCUUUGUCUCCAGAUGAAGGGCCAAGUCAAAUCGAUCCAUCUAAGGGCAUUGUUGUAAUAGGGAUACAAAAAGGAUGGACAACUACAAUGUUCCAGUCUUAACAAAAUUUUCAGUUGGUUGUAGAAUUGCUUAACACAUCAGCAAAAGAGGAGUUGGUCUUCCAUCGGUGCAAGCUAUGGCGCUUGCUCAUGGAUAGGAAACCAUUAAGUUAGCUAGCAAUUUGGAACCAAGCAAGGUUGGAGGAGAUCUAGAUCCAGAUUGAAGUUGAGUGCUUUGCUGGGGAAGAAGGAACAGUUGCUGGAACGGGUUACUUCACUGAUUUUGUUUAUUGCUUUUUAGAUGGAGUAGUAUACUAUUGGUUGUUUGAUGCUUUUUACAAAGGCAUAAGAAAGUCUAAAUCAUCUUUAUAUGAUUAUCUCAAAGCUGAAUUUUGGCAUUUUACCUUUGCCUGUAGGUGGGAAGAUUCUUGGGAAAACUAUGAAAAUAUGCUUGCUUGUUGCAAGUUAGACAUAUCAGAAUCCCGCAACAAAGCUACUUUCGAGUCUGUCAUUGAAGGAGCUACAUAGCAGUCUGUCAUUGAAGGAGCUGCAAAGCUUCGUUCAUAUUAUCCACAAGUUUGAAGAUGAAACUUGCAAUAGAAUCGGUUAUACUUACAUGUCUAAGUAAUCUCCUUGGAUUUCUGCCCUUUUUAAAGAUGCUGCUUUUGCAUUAAUUCAAUCUGCUUUGGCAGCAGUUGAAUUUCAUGGGAAUAGUGGGAAUCAUCUCUGUCUUGGAGUUUUUGAUCAUAUAUGUAUUCACGCCUUCAUGAUGCCUCCUUGGAGUAAUCAGCUAAAUAAUGCAAGAUCCUUGGCCGCAGAUAUUGGCACCGAGUUCCUACUUCUCUGUGUGGAGCAGCACAUGAUAUAAAGGACGUACUCUUGAUUGAAUAAGAAGGGAACUUAGCUACUUCUGGCCAAAUGUUGAUAGUUAUACUCGGUAUUUACCUUUGUUUCAAGUCAUGUUGAUCCGUUCAAGGGCAUUGUAACGAUAGGGAGUAUAAGAUUCAUGGAAAACACAGCGUCCAAAUCUUUUGAUAUAUUUUGGUUCAUGUGCCAACCCCAUAUGUUGGGAUUAAAGCCUUGGGUUGUUUUUGUGCUGUCGUAAAAUUGCUAUUUAUCACUAUCAGGGAAAGAGGAGGUGGACUUCCAUUAGAGCAAGGUAUUGUGCUUGCUCUUAGUGAGGGAGUGUUCGAGACUGCUUGCAGUUUGUUGGAACCUAGCAAGGCUGAAGGAGAUCGAGUUCAAAUUGAGUUGAGGGUCUUGCGCUGGAAGAUAUUGGUGUGCUGCAAAAGUAGCAAAUUUAAAGGGACAGAUGAGUAAUGAAUGCCAUUUUAUGAUAAAACAGGUAUAUGUACCUACCUUCACUCUCUUUCUUCAUUGUUGUUUGUUUACAAUUGAACAUAUUUCAGAACAAGUUGACUUGUCCUCCUGCAUUCAUUUCAUUAUUGCUACUUUUACAAGUUUGUUUAUUUCAUUAGGUUCAAACUUUGAAUCACAAUUUCUCUUUUUAAGCAUACAUUACAGGCAGAAAGGUUAAGGUAGAUUGGGAGGACUGGUCGAAAAAAUUAGUACGAAAAUAUGCUUGUUUGUUGUAAGUUACACAUAUCAGAAAGCCGCAACAAAGCUGCUCUCGAGUCUAUCGAAGCAGCUUCUAAGAUCAUGCAUGGAGUGAGGAUGAUCAAUAAGUUUGAAGAUGAGACUUACAACCGAGUUGGUUAUACUCUUGUCUUUCAGCUACCUCCAAACUCGUUUUCGGAUGUUUGUCCUCUAAAAGAUGCUGCUUUUGCAAUGGUUAAAUCUGCUUUAGAAGCAAUUGAUUUAAAUACGCAUAGCGGUACCCAUCCUCGUCUUGGAGUUGUUGAUCACAUUUGUUUUCACCCUUUGACUGAUACUUCUUUGGAGCAAACCGCUAAACUUGCAAGGUCCUUAGCUGCAGAUAUUGGCACCAAGCUUGGAGUUCCUACCUUUCUGUUUGGAGCAGCACACGAUAAAGGGCGUACACUCGAUUCAAUUAGAAGGGAGCUCGGCUACUUCAGGCCUAAUGCUGAUGGUCACACUUGGUUUGGAGGACCGAACUCGCAAUAUUUACCUUUGCGUCCUGAUGAAGGGCCAAGUCAUGUUGAUCCGUCCAAGGGUGUUGUCGUAAUAGGGAGUACAAGAUGGGUGGGCUACUACAAUGUCCCAAUCUUUACAACAAAUAUUUCAGCUGUUCGUAAAAUAGCUACACUUAUCAGCGAAAGAGGAGGUGGACUUCCAUCGGUGCAAGCUGUGGCGCUUGCUCAUGGAGAAGGAGCCUUCGAGAUUGCUUGCAAUUUGUUAGAACCGGACAAGGCUGGAGGCGAUCAAGUUCAAAUUGAAGUCGAGCGUCUUGCUCAGGAAGAAGGUAUGGUUAUUGGAAAGGGUUACUUCACUGAUUUAUCGUUGGACAAAAUAAUCAACACUUUCUUGGAAUCCCGUGAUUCAUCUAUUGACCAUUAAACUGAUUCCUUAAACUCAUCUCAGAGCAUUGCAAUAUUCUCCAAUUUCAGGAGUUUAUAAUUAAAAUAUUUCCUUUAAAUGGGAUUUAAAAUUAUAAAAUGCCUUUGACUACAUACCAUGAAUAAAAAUAACACCCUUGAGAUGGGUUUUGUUAUCCAUUUGUAAUUUUUAUUUAUUAUCUGUUGUAUCAUGUAAUUAUCUUCUUGGUGCAUCCUUGAUCGUUUUGGUUAUAGACUCAUUAAAUCAUGUGCGCUUUUUUUUUUAUAUGAAGUAGCAGAUAAAGUUUUGC
Messenger RNA from Amaranthus tricolor (Joseph's coat), 4089 nucleotides. RefSeq lists its product as uncharacterized. Bases 2901 to 3800 code for a protein of 299 amino acids. The transcript has 6 exons. Gene Ontology annotation, molecular function: folic acid binding; transferase activity. NCBI's taxonomy places the organism in Eukaryota, Viridiplantae, Streptophyta, Magnoliopsida, Caryophyllales, Amaranthaceae. The record is from RefSeq and is a predicted model, not a curated record.